GGCACAUCCGAUCCGAUUAAUAUCCGUUACACCCUAUUUUUGGUGUCAUAAUUUUUAAAAAAAUAUUUUUAUAUUGUUUCAAAACUUUUUUUAUAAAUUAAUUUUAAAUAUUAAUAAUGGAAAAUGAUUAUUUUGAAAAAGAAAUUCUUCCCAAACAAAUGUGAUAAGAAAAAUAAUUUUGGGAGGGACCUUGAAUUGAAAACGUUGCAUAGUGAUUAGUGAAGCACGCAAGAAGUUCAAACCCUUUGCGCUUGGAAAUGAAGAGCAAAUGAGCAGUGCGGAAGCUUCAUGCCUUUCGCUCUUGACCAACUGCAAGACUCUGAAAUGCGUCAAACAAUUCCACGCCUACCUUUGCAAGAUCGGUCUCGAAUCCGACCAAUUCAUCUCCGGGAAGCUCCUCAUUCAGUGCGCCGUAAAUAUAGCCGACGCACUCGCCUACGCUCGCCGCCUCUUCCACGGCCUCCCGGCCCCAGACGCCUUCAUGUACAACACACUCAUACGCGGAUUUGCCGAGUCGGACUCACCUCAGGAUUCCCUCAAGACUUUUGUAAGCAUGCUUCGGAGCUCGCAGUCCCCUCCGGAUAGCUUCUCUUUCGCUUUCACGCUCAAGGCUGCAGCGAAUAUGAGGUGUUUUAAGAGUGGGUCUCAGAUGCAUUGUCAAUCCUUCUCUCGUGGCCUCAGUUCCCAUCUCUUUGUUGGGACGACCACGAUCAGCAUGUAUGCCGAGUGUGGGCACAUUGGAUAUGCAAGGAAUCUGUUUGACGAAAUGUCUGAACCAAAUGUUGUUGCCUGGAAUGCCAUGCUUACUGCUUAUUUUCGGGUUGGAGAUUUGAGGAGUGUUGAUGGAAUGUUCUGUUUGAUGCCUUCAAGGGACUUGACUUCUUGGAAUUUGAUGCUUGCUGGGUAUUCCAGAGCAGGAGAAAUGGAUUAUGCCCAGAAGAUCUUCGACCAAAUGCCAACAAGGGACAUUGUUUCUUGGAGCACUAUGAUUCAUGGGUUUGCGUGUAAUGGGUAUUUUGAUGAGGCAUUAUGGUGUUUUAGGGAGUUGAGGAGGGAAGGAACUGCUCCCAAUGAGGUGAGCCUGACAGGGGUUCUGUCUGCAUGUGCUCAAUCUGGGGAGUUCGAAUUUGCAAAAUCCCUCCAUGGAUUUGUAGAGAAAGUUGGGAUGGCGUGGAUUAUCUCGGUGAAUAAUGCACUUUUGGAUUGUUAUGCGAGGUCUGGGAACCUGGGUAUUGCUCGCUUAGUCUUUGAAAGGAUUCCAGGGAAGAAGAGUAUCAUUUCUUGGAUUUGUAUGAUUACUGGGCUAGUAAUGCAAGGCUAUGGUGACGAGGCAAUGCAAGUUUUUUGCGAUAUGGAAUCUUCUGGAAAUAGACCGAAUCGAGCAGGAUUUACUUCAAUUCUUUGUGCAUGUAGCCAUUCUGGUUUACUCAAAGAAGGACAACAUAUUUACGAUACAAUGGCAAGAGUAUAUGGCAUCGAACCCAAUAUCGAGCAUUAUGGUUGUAUGGUUGAUCUUUACAGUAGGGCGGGACAACUGAAAAUGGCAUAUGAUUUUGUCAUACAAAUGCCGAUCCCCCCAAACGCAAUCAUUUGGCGGACUCUUUUGGGUGCUUGCAGCUCCUAUGGUGAAGUUCAAUUAGCUGAGCUCGUGAAUGAAAGGCUCUUGGAGAUGGAUCCCAACAACUCUAGCGAUCAUGUUUUAUUAUCAAAUGUUUAUGCAGCUGCUGGGGAAUGGCAGGGUGCUGCAACAGUAAGGAGAUCAAUGAGCAACCAAAAAAUGAUGAAAACCCCGGGUCUAAGCAUAGUUUGAACAUACAUUUUGUACUUAAGGUUAUAAGAGACACGUGAUGCUUCUGUGUGGAGGACAUGAACAGAAAGUUUUUCCUUUCCUCACUAAGGGCCUGUUUGGGAAAGGCAUUUUGGCUUAACGCAAGACGCUCCCUAGGACUAGCAUUCUACGAAGAAAGUUGGCAUUUUGUAGAAAUUUUCGAAUUCUAUCCAUCAAUAUUUUACCGGGAAAGUAUUUUUUGCGCGCCCAGAAGCAACAAUUUUCUCUGAAAAAUUAGGUUAUUCAUGGAGGAAUUUGAUCAAAAACAGAUUUCCUACUAAGGAGAGGUUAUGUAAAUGCAUGCCUAUUGAGUUACACUGUGUGCUUUGUGGAUAUAUUAUGGAAGACUCUCAACACCUGUUCUCCAGUAUUAAGCCAAGAAGGACCAGACAGAAUUGUAAAGCUAUAUUUGCAGCAGGGCUCUAUGGUGUCUAGAAGGCUAGAAAUAAGCUGAUACAUCAAAGAGCAUAUCUCCGUCUCUCACUACUUCUCGCGAACGAUGAAUGCCAUUGGCCAUUCUCGCCGCCUGCUGCCCCACGAUGUGAGCUUCUUCACUGCUGAGCUCUCCCAUCUUUUUUCUCCUUCACUUUGGUAUUCGGAUACGACUUUCUUCCUUCACUUUGCAGGUGCAAACCCAUCACUUUGACAAUGUGGCACAAAUUCACAAGCGUUCAGGGCAGCAAAAUUGAAAAGGCACUCGAAUCAGAUAAAUAGGACUGUCAUUGACAACACGACACGAUUCAUCAAUCAAAGCGGACGCAAUCAUAUCCCUUUCAUCAUAUUUAGAAGAAUGGGAAUGUUCAAAUCCUGUCGCAAUAGAGCAUGCCCUGGAAACAAAACAAUUUCAAGAUCCUUUAUCUCUUUUUGUAAGUCCAGAAGACAUUCAAGCAUCUCGGAACUCACAGAGACAGAAAAUCAGGAACACAUGUACUGGGUUGAAGGUGAAAUACAAGUCCUAGAAAAUGCAUCGUUUACAUUGUACAUAGGAUGCAGCAGCUGCAAUCGGAUAGUGCACUUCAGAGAAGGCAUUAGCUUUGAAUGCAUGCAAUGUGGGGACAAAGAAGCAAGAAAUACAAAGAAUUCCGACUACUAGCUGAAAUAAAUGACGACAGAGGUGAUGUACAGCUCACCCUUUUCACCAACGAGCUCCAAAAAAUACUAAAGACACUGGAAUGGAAUAUGUCGCUGGAGACAAUCAAUUGUGGGAAUCUGAACAAGGCCCUUCAAUCGCUCACCGUCAUUGUUGUGAUCAAACCAACUUCAAGAACUUACCAAACACAAACAACAAAGAUGUACUCACUACUAAGCCUCUACAACCUCUCUCAAAAGCUAACAAGCACUCCAACUUUAAAAUGAAAGCUCAAGGUUGAAGAAGACAACCACAAAAAAAAGCCUUAAAGAAUGUUCCAACACCUUGGAAACUUCCUACCCUUCUUGUAAAAUACAUGUAUCAUGAUGAGUAGAAAUCGUGAUGGAAUAAGCACUUUAAAAUUUCUAGGUUUGCUACAUGUAAAAAAACCUAAUCAACUAAGAGAUCAGUU
This is a messenger RNA of Cuscuta campestris, 3369 nucleotides long. NCBI's taxonomy places the organism in Eukaryota, Viridiplantae, Streptophyta, Magnoliopsida, Solanales, Convolvulaceae. The record is from the annotation of a GenBank genome assembly.